AAUGAAUUUACGAGAAUAGGUCGCGAGUCGUAUAGAUUUUUGGUUGAUUUCCUUUUCACUUUGCUUUAAUAUUCUCUGUAAGAUCUAAUAAACUAAGGUUUAUUUGUGUUCUUGAUUAUAGUUUGAUUCAACGGAUUCGGUGCCGUAACACCGAAAACAGGAUAAGUACAGCUGAAGUGUGAACUGGCAUCUUAUUGAUUUUCUUACCUUGCAUAUGCUUUCAAGCAACGCGGAGUGGUUUUGUCGUAGUUAAAGUGAAACUCAUGGUCUGAUUGGAGUAUUUCGCUUUUGAUACUUUGAUCAUCACAUAUAGUGCCAUUUUACCUUUUUCGGUAUAAACACAGAAGUGAAAAUGAUGGCCAAUGCACUUGACACCGUAAACGCGAAUCAACCCACGCAAAAUGGUAGUAAGUUGCAGCCGUGCAAUAACGAGUCAAAGACCAAUCUUAUUGUUAACUAUUUACCACAAACAAUGACCCAGGAAGAGAUCCGGUCAUUAUUUUCGAGCGUCGGCGAAGUAGAAAGUUGCAAGCUAAUAAGAGACAAAGUGACAGUCUUCCCCGACCACAUUUUGAAUGGGCAGAGCCUCGGAUAUGCAUUUGUCAAUUACCAUAAAGCAGAGGAUGCUGAAAAGGCUGUGAAUACACUGAAUGGUUUAAGAUUGCAAAAUAAAAUUAUCAAAGUUUCAUAUGCCCGCCCUAGUUCGGAUGCCAUCAAGGGCGCCAACCUUUACGUGUCUGGUCUACCAAAGCACAUGACACAGCAGGAGUUAGAGAAGCUUUUCAGUCCAUAUGGGAGCAUCAUCAGCUCGCGAAUUCUCCAUGAAAAUGUGAAUGUUGGGCAUCUGCUGCAGGUGGGAGCAGAAGAGUCUUCUAUCCAGGGUCCAUCAAGAGGAGUGGCUUUCAUUCGUUAUGACCAGCGAUGUGAAGCAGAAGCAGCAAUCCGUGAGUUGAAUGGCACCAUACCACCUGGAGGCACUGGGCCAAUAACAGUUAAAUGUGCAAACAACCCCAGCAACCAAAACAAGGCUUUAGCUCCAUUAGCUGCAUAUUUGGCUCCAACAGCUGCCCGACGCUUCGUAGGACCUGCAGGCAAGGCUCUUUUGGCCAUCAACAAAGGUCUUCAAAGGUUUUCUCCAUUAGCCGAUCCCCUGAUCCAAGGUAAUGCGUUGGGUGGUUCCGGCUGGUGUAUCUUUGUAUACAACAUUGGAGCUGAUACCGAGGAGAGUGUGCUGUGGCAGCUUUUUGGCCCGUUUGGUGCCGUCCAAAGUGUUAAAAUUAUAAGAGAUCCCACGACCAAUAAGUGCAAAGGCUAUGGGUUUGUCACUAUGACUAAUUAUGAUGAUGCCGUGGUUGCCAUCCAAUCACUAAACGGUUACUCGCUCAAUGGCCAAGUUCUUCAGGUCAGUUUCAAAACAAACAAGAGUAAAUCUUAAACUAUUAAAAUUCUAGUCAAUAAAUUUAAUAGUUAAUAGAAAAAUGUUGAUCAUUGCCAUUGUCAUGGUUUAAAAUCUGUGAAAAUUGGAUCACUGUGUGGGAUGGUAAUCAUGGCACAUGCAGACGAAGUACAAACAAUAGAAUGGCAUCACAUUUACACUACAAUAUUAGAAAUAUAAGUUUAAUUUUCAAGACCAGUAAAUUUAUAAUUUUUUUCUAUUACCUAACUGAGAGUCUAAUGAGAAUGAUGUUGAAAAGAUGAAGGAAUCAUUUGAGAGUGAACUUUCAGAUGUAUCAUAUUAAAACCAAAGUUGCAUGGAGAAAUAUUCAAGUUUUAUGUAUGAAACUUAUUGAACACAAUAAGGUAAACUAUAGUAGUUUAUCAUCACAAUUAAUUUGCAAUUUCUUUUUCUCAUAAAAAUUUUAGAAAUUUCGUAAUUGUCCCACUAAAAGUGUCUUACUAAUAAUGACACACUUACCUGAUAUUAAAAGUUUAACAGAAUAGAACUGUUUAAAUACAUACCUAAGCAAUCUUAAUUAAGUAACUAGUUUAUUCAGCUGAUUUUCUGAAAAUAUGUGAAGUUCAGUAGUCUAAUUACAAGACGAAUAAUCAAAAUACAAUAUAAUUUCAUGGAGCUUAAUAUAAGUAGAAUCUACUUGUAUUUCUGUGUGUUUAUAUAUUUUGUUUUUAUUUAUUUACUGGUCUACACAAAUUCUGCUUUGAAUAUGCAAGUGAAGGAAAUGGUAUGAUUAAUUAUAAGCAAAAUGAUAACUAUAUUGAAAGACUUACUCACAAUCAGGCAAUAAUGACUUGUCAGUGCAAUAAAAAAUCUUUUUACUAUAAGUAAAAGUAUGUUAAAAAAUAUAUUAAUUUAAUUAAAACCAGUGCAAUUGAGACUAUCACACAGAAUAUGCAAUAAAAAUUGCAUUUAUGUAUUCAUGAAAUGUAGGUAAUUAUAGUCUACCAAAGAUGUCAAAGUAAUAUGACUGAUUAAAUACAUGCUCUUUGUUAUUUUAAACAAAGGUUAUAGAAUACUUCCAUAGCUUUACUUCAUAUAAUAUGUUCUGCAGUAUAAGGUUUAUAUGUAACAUUUUAUAUCAAUAUUCAAAAUAUCCAAUUUGGAGCUCGACUUCUGCACAAAAUCAUAUUUAAAAUCGAUUAUAUUUACUUAUAGGACGUAAUUAGUAAUUUCCUUAGAAUAUUCGUAAUAAUCUUAACAAUUGGUUAAUUGACUACAUGAAAAUAAUCUCAAUCUAAAUUAUGAAGUUAAUGGACCAUGACAUAUUUAAAUGACUUUUUGCUAUUGAUCAACAUUUUGACAAAAUUUUGUAAUUGUGAGUGCAGUAAAUGUACAUAGUGAAAGUCAAGAAAAAAACUAUCUUAUAAGUGGAGCCAGUUCUGAAAUAUGUGAAACAGUUGCAUUUUCAAAAAAAAUGCCUACAAAUUGUAUAAUCACUUCCAAUUUUUCCAAAGUUACUUUCACUCAUACAUAUAAAUUAAUAUUUGACUUUCACAUAAUGAUAUUGUCUCUCUAAUUAAUUUGUAUAAUCGUCGCUAUUUAUUAUUAUAUUUAAGUAAUUUUUCAAUUUAAUGUAAACAUAAUUUAUUAUAAUCAUAAUAGAUAUAACUUAUAGAUUUCAUUUGAUGUUAUAAUUAAUAUAUUGAACACCUAGUGUAAGUUUGAAAUUAGUUGAGUAAUUCCUUAUCCAGUAAUGCAUACACCUAUUUAAAUGAUUUGUAUCGUCCUAUUUAUUAUUAUAUAGUACAUAGUCCUGUAUUACUACAUAAAUAGUUGAAAUAUUCAUAGAUAAUCUUUAAAGCAUAUCAUUAACAAAACUUACAGAUUUCAGAAAUUCUGAAUACAGAUGGGCUUGUAUGAUGCAUUUUGAAUAAGUACUUGUUUAAUUCAUUUUAUAUUUAAGGAUAAAUGUUUGAAUUUAAGAUUAAUUAUUUAUUUGAAAGUACUUAACUAUGCGGAACUAGUCACAUAUAUUUUGCGCAAGCUUAAUCUCUUAAGUACCUAUAUGUUAAGUAUUUAAAACUGUGUUCUCUAAUUUAAACAUAGCAUAGUUUUCAGUUUAAAUUAUGUUUGUGUGGUGUUUGGUUAACUAAGUACCUAGGAUUAUACCAUAAAGCACACAAAACAACAAUAUUAAAUGGUGUGUAACGAAACUAGUCAAAAAUGUUAGCUCUGAAUAAAUACUUUAUUGAAUGGAAUGUGCUUGAUCUUUUGGACGUGUUAUAGUUAAUUUCCCGUAAAUAUGAUCUUCAACUUAGCAGGGAUAAGUGAAUGAUUAUGUUUUUCACAUUCUUUUUAUUAUUAAGCUUAGAUUGUUGUUGUAUAGCCAUGAUCAGUAAUAGUAAUAUUACUCCUUUUAACUUUCUAGUUGCUAUAUAUUUAAUUGUGAACUAUUUGAUUUUAUACCUUAUUCCAUUGAAUUAAGGACUAUUUGAUGAAUUAGGUAUCUACAAUAUUAAGCUUGGAUCCAAUAAAUUAGAAGUAGUUAGUAUAAUUAUAACAAUGACUGACAUGCUCAACAUAACUAAGCUAAAUAGCCCCUGCAACCCUUUUGGUUAAAAUGUAGGUGUAAAGUAGGUAGUUAAGAAACUAGGUACCUACUUUUUUGCAUGAACAAUUGAAUUUAUGAUGUAAAGUUUUUGCCGAGUUUGUAAUCUCAUUAGCAAAAGUAUCUAAAGUCGCGUACGAAAGAUUUGGCACUUCCAGAUAAGUUUGAUGUUGUGUCGUCCAUUUAUAAAAUGAAUACAUGUAUUUCAUUUCAAGCAAUUAUCUGUCAUUUGGAUAUUUUAAAUGGUCAUCCUUGUCAUACCUACAUUUGGUUUUGGGAAGGCUAUAUAAAGUGGAGGUUUGACAGAUAUUUUCAUUGGAACGAAGUUUAGCUAAUGUAUCUCCACCGAAGUGUACGUUUGAUGUCAUUUACACACCUGUCCCAUUUUGUUUCGUUUACAUUUUCGGACGAAAUUGCGACUCAUAGUUUUGGUGAGACCUUUUAUAAGAAUUUGGAUUAAGGAUUACAUAAUUAUUCUCUUCGCGCAAAUUUCAACUGUUUUUAGAUAAACGAAGGUAGUCUUUGUCUGCCCAAUAAUCGCAAUAUUGUGAAUUUUUUCACGGCCUUUUCAUGUUACACCUAAAUUAUGACUCGCCUUUUCGUCACAUUAUCGUUAUUUUGUGUCGAGAAACCAUUUUUGCGUUAGAAUAGUUUCAGUUUAAUUUACUAACUUUUUCUUUUGUUUAGUGUAUACUUAUUUAUCCAUUUAACUUUGGUUUAGUUUCGUUUUUUGUUUUAUUUUACAUUGGGCAGGUUUGGGUAAUGUAAGUUUGGCCUAGGACGUAGAUAGAGGUAAUUUAAGACAGAGUACAAAUUGCCGAUCGUGAAAAUAAAUGUUUGGCUUACUUACAUUUAAUUUUAAUGUCAACGAAUGUAAUCUGAUGUAGGAAAUAUUGAUAUAGACAUUAAAUAUUGAC
Amyelois transitella is the source of this 4921-nucleotide messenger RNA. RefSeq names its product ELAV-like protein 1. NCBI's taxonomy places the organism in Eukaryota, Metazoa, Arthropoda, Insecta, Lepidoptera, Pyralidae. Gene Ontology annotation, molecular function: RNA binding. The record is from RefSeq and is a predicted model, not a curated record. The coding region runs from base 353 to 1435 and encodes 360 amino acids. The transcript has a single exon. Gene Ontology annotation, cellular component: ribonucleoprotein complex.